AUGAAGUGGCUGCUCGUCGUGCUGCUCUUCGCCGGAGCGGUCAUCGCCAUGCGAAAACAAGGAGUGGCCGUGAAGGGAGUGCUCAAGUGCGGCACUGCGUUCGCCAACAACACAAAAGUUAGAAUUGUGGACAUCGACACGGGACCGGAUCCGGACGACACGCUCGACGAGAAACGGACCGGGGAGGACGGCGCGUUCUCUUUGACUGGAAGCACCCACGAACUGACCUCCAUCGACCCAGUGCUGUACAUUUGGCACGAGUGCAGAGACGAGCAGACUGUGAGUUAUUGAAAUUGUCCGGGUGUCGAUGACACAGCUAAAAGUUUCACUUUGAUUAUAUUCUCUGAUCCUUCGCCCACCUCCUUCCUUUUUCAGCCGUGCUCCCGGAAGAUCAAGCUGUUGAUCCCGAAGAAGUACAUCCACGGAGGCACUCCAACUGCCGAGCAAUGGGUCGACAUCGGAGUGCUCAAUUUGGAAGGAUCCUUCGAGAACGAAGGUCGCGAGUGCAUCAAAGACUAG
Molecule: messenger RNA, 519 nt
Organism: Caenorhabditis sp. 36 PRJEB53466
Lineage: Eukaryota; Metazoa; Nematoda; Chromadorea; Rhabditida; Rhabditidae
Source: the annotation of a GenBank genome assembly